Striga asiatica is the source of this 2016-nucleotide messenger RNA. NCBI's taxonomy places the organism in Eukaryota, Viridiplantae, Streptophyta, Magnoliopsida, Lamiales, Orobanchaceae. The record is from the annotation of a GenBank genome assembly.
UUCUGGAGAGAGUUCCAUAAGCCCACAUCUGGGUUUGGCAAUAGGUCGAAUAUUCUCUGGGCUUCAACUGGUUUGUUAAGCUUCGCAUACGCAUUGAGCAGCAUGCAGGCGGAGUUAUGCUGAAAGUCUCCGAUCCUCAAGGAGUGAGCUAGGAUUUGGUUGAGAAGAUUGAAGUGGCUUCCGCAUUUUUCGAGUAGGUUCUUGAUUGGAAUAUGUGUCAUCUAAUUGAUCAGAAGAUGUUUGUGUGGUUUUUCUUUAUUCGUCGAGGAAUGAAGACUUUAAGCUGAAAGAUGCCAUUUUUACCGCCAUUUCUGCUUUGUAUUCGUACUACUUUUCCGUGGAGGGCAAAAUCGUCAUGGCAAAAUAUUGAUGGGGUUUAACUUUAUCCUGGCGGACCUGACAGAGGAAGAACAAAUAAAGGGGAAAGCGGCGACCGGCAAUGGCAAGCCUUAAUCUUGGCCUUCCAUUUCACUCCGUCGCUGGCCGGAGUCUACGGCGCCGGUCGUUGAAACCAGCCGCUCGUCAAACAGUUUCAUGUUCUAGUUCUCUCACGAAUAAGUUUAAGAGGGCGUACACGAGCGUGAUGAUAGUGCCAACUGGAGUGGGAGCGGCAAUUGGCGGCUACGCCGGGGAUGCUUUGCCGGUGGCUCGAGCUCUCUCCUCCAUCGUCGACUGCCUCAUCUCUCAUCCUAAUAACUUUAAUAGCUUCUGCUUUGAAAAUUUCAUAUGCAGCUUUGCUGUUCUUAAUGCAGCAAUGCUCUACUGGCCAAUGCCAAACGUGCUAUAUGUCGAGGGCUAUGCACUUGAUAGAUUUGCUGAAGGCCAUUGGGCACUACAGCCGGUUCAUCAGAAUAAGGUGGGGCUGGUUCUUGAUGCUGGAAUAGAAGAAGACCUUCGGCUUCGUCACCUGCAGGUGGUGGAUGCAACAAGGGCUUCUCUCGGUUUGCCUGUUGUGGAGUACACUGUGACUGAUGCUGCUUUACAGGUAUGCAAAGUUAUUGUUGAUAAGUUGUACGAUGUAAAUGCGGUGAUGCUCGAUUCUGUGGAAAAGUGGAUUGAACUAGAAAGUGGACAAUCAACCGGGAGGAUAAAACGACUGGAUUCCCUCUUAAGGGCUGUGGAGAAAUUAGUAGAUACAGCCAGUGUAAAUGCUAUAGCAGUUGUGGCACGCUUUCCUGAUGAUGAUACUGAAGAUGAUGUGGAAAAUUACAGACAAGGCAAAGGAAUUGAUCUUCUGGCAGGUGUAGAGGCGGUGAUAAGCCAUCUGGUGGUGGAGAGAUUCGGGAUACCUUGUGCCCAUGCUCCUGCAUUAUUACCUUUUCCAUUAAAUUCGUCUUUAUCCCCAAAAUCAGCUGCAGAAGAGAUAGGGUACACAUUCUUGCCGUGUGUUCUUGCUGGCCUGAGCACUGCCCCACAGUACUUGGUCGAGAACCCCAAGUUGCUAGGAAAGGACAGUAUAGUAGCUAGUGAUGUUGACAGUGUUAUUCUACCAAUCGAUGCUUGUGGAGGAGAUGGGGCUCUUGCAUUUGCCAGCAGGAAAACUAACAGGCCACUUAUAAUUGCAGUCGAAGAGAAUGAAACAGUUUUGAGUGACACCCCUGAUAAACUCGGGAUCCAAGCAGUAAAGGUAGCUAAUUAUUGGGAGGCAAUAGGAGUUGUGGCAGCUCAUAAAGCAGGAAUAGAUCCUUUUUCCUUGAGGCGAGACGGAAUAAACAACAUACGGCUCACGAUGAAUCAUAACUAUCAUAAUAAUGCUUCCUCUUUGAAUGGAUGUGGUGCUGUGGCCGGGAAUUUUCUUUCUUAGAGGAUCAAAUUUCAUUUUUAUGUGCUCCAUUUUAGGGGAAGAUUUUGUAGUUUUCAUGUUUUUAAGCAUAUGUAUACUUGCACUAAAAUCAUCUGUCUCAAAUCUGUUUGGCAGUUUGUAGCACAGUUGCCAAUUGUGUACAACUCAAAUUCCUUGUAAAUUUUAGUUUUACCUAUCAUUAUAAUGGAAUAAAAUUUUCUCUUUCUUUUUAA